AUACUCGCUCUUUGCACAGCACGUUGUCUGUGCGGCCUCGACUUCCUUUUCUGGGCAGAUUUCAUGGCGAGUGAUAGCGGGGAAUAGUUGAUUCACCUACCGUGACCACACUGACCCGUACAUCAAUCUCCAGAGACGCUUUUUCGGCUGCCAUUAUAAAGACCGUGACGUCAGCAGAGUAGUUGAUUGGCCUUGACAUCAUCAGCUAUUUUUAGGAUUUGGGUGGUUUCUGGACUGAACGCUGUGCUGUGCCCUCUCUCUCCCUCAUCGUGCUGUGGCCGUAGCUGGUCUUACCGAAGAACUGCCAGUCGAUGGCUCUGAUGGACAAACACAAAGUGAAGCGGCAGAGACUGGACCGCAUCUGUGAAGGUAUUCGACCACCCAUCCUCAAUGGGCCCAUGCACCCUCGUCCUCUGGUGGCACUGCUGGAUGGGCGGGACUGUACUGUUGAGAUGCCCAUCCUGAAGGACGUGGCCACCGUGGCCUUCUGUGAUGCCCAGUCCACACAGGAGAUCCACGAGAAGGUCCUAAAUGAGGCUGUUGGUGCUUUGCUCUAUCACACCAUUACACUCUCGCGAGACGACCUGGACAAGUUUAAAGGUCUUCGGGUCAUUGUGAGGAUUGGCAGUGGAUUUGACAAUGUUGAUAUAAAAGCUGCAGCAGAGCUGGGUAUAGCAGUGUGUAAUGUGCCAGCCUCAUCUGUGGAGGAGACGGCAGACACUUCCAUGUGUCUAAUUCUGAAUCUGUAUCGCCGCGUCACCUGGAUGCAUCAGGCUCUGCGUGAGGGCACCCGUGCCUCCAGCGUGGAGCAGAUCCGGGAGGUGGCCGGAGGCGCUGCGCGUAUUCGAGGGGAAACGCUGGGCAUCAUCGGACUGGGACGUGUGGGCCAGGCAGUUGCUCUCAGGGCAAAGGCAUUCGGGUUUGGAGUGAUUUUCUAUGACCCGUACCUGCCGGAUGGGGUGGAGCGAUCACUAGGGCUCCAGCGCAUGGCUACACUACAGGACCUGCUCAUCCACUCGGACUGCGUCUCGCUACACUGCAGCUUAAAUGAACACAACCACCACCUCAUCAAUGACUUCACCAUCAAACAGAUGCGUCAGGGCGCCUUCUUAGUGAACACUGCGCGUGGUGGUCUGGUGGAUGAGAAAGCUUUGGCCCAGGCUCUGAAAGAGGGCAGAAUACGGGGAGCAGCGCUGGAUGUCCAUGAGACAGAGCCCUUCAGUUUCUCUCAGGGCCCACUGAAGGACGCCCCAAAUCUUAUCUGUACCCCACACACAUCCUGGUACAGUGAACAGGCCUCCAUUGAGGCCAGAGAAGAGGCGGCGCGGGAGGUGCGCAGAGCCAUCACAGGUCGUAUCCCGGACAGUCUGAAGAACUGUGUGAAUAAGGAGUAUUUGAUGGCAGCCUCUCAGUGGCCAUCUAUGGAGGCCACCACUGUGCACUCUGAACUCAACGGAGCUGCAGCCUAUAGGUUCCCUGCGGGGCUGAUUGGUGUUGCAGCGGGCGGGCUGCCUGGAGCCGGGGCAGGAGUGGAGGGCAUUGUGGCUGGAUCUCUGCCCCUGGCCCACGCCAUUGCCCCGGUCUCACACCCGCCUCAUACCCCAUCACCUGGACAACCCUCCAAGGCAGAAGCGGACAGAGACAUCCCUUCUGACCAAUAGCAUCCCAGCACAUUCCAUCUUUGCCCUGAUUGAUGCCCUUUCACCUCACCCAGGGGGACCGACACCCCUUGCUUUCAAUGUGACCUUGGGUCAUCCCAGUCCAACAGAACACAUGUACAAACCCAGGAGUGAAACCCUCUACCCCAAACGUACCCCUCAUUUCCACUCGCUGUAUCCUCUGUUGAUCACUCUGGCAGAAAGCAAUAACUUCUCUCAAGGAUUCAAUAAUUGGGUUGAUACACACUAUUUGUAAGCUACGAAAUCCCAAUUCCUUUGCAUUGUAUCUACUCUGGACUAGUUGGAGUUUGUUUCCGAGUAGUGUUUCUUACAUUUUGUUCUUUUCUAAUCUGUUUUAACAGCGUGGAAAUAAACGCAUGGACCUUGUUUUCUUUCCUUCGUCCCCUGCCCAUUCUCCUCUUAGCAUAAAUUUGUAAAACCUUCUCAACCUGUCCCGUCUUGAUCAUCAAAACAAAGUAACAGCUGGCUAACAUAUUUGAUUCAAUUCAGCAGCCAUCAGUGUUUAUUUCACAGCUGGUGUUCAAUAACAGAGAUCAAGGCUAAUGGUGAUAGCCCGUGGCUAAGAGUAACUCGGUCCAUGGGAAGAGCUCAGAUGUUUCGCGUUCCUCUUACUCUCUCUUCAUGUGGAAGGCAUCUUCUAGAAUUGUCCAUCAUCUCUCCCUCUCUCUCUGUCUUUCAGAAAACAAGAGAGAUUUACCCCCAGAGCUGUUGGGGGUUUGAUCAUGUGCUCCACUUUAAGUCACAAGAUUUACAGCGUCCGUAAUGCCUGAGGUCUGCAUAACAGUGUCAUUUGAAAUUGCAUAUGUGAGAUUCCAUCGUCUUGUGAUGGCUGACUUAAUUUUAUUUUGUGUCGCCCCUUGUGCUGCUUUGUGAACAGCUAGAUGAUGGGAUAUUGCUCGUAGGCUGCCAUCUUCAUAAACAAAAGUUUCAAACAAAGCCAUAAUCAUUUGACAAACUGUAAAAUAGCUGGUUUAACAAAACCUAUCCAAAACAUCUUAACUCUCCCUCCAAAAACAAAAAAAUAGAUGCCCUUUAUACAAUGUGCGUACAACAUUGACCUCCCCUUGACUCAUACUGAGAUCCACCAUUGCUAAGCUGAUAAUAUUGGCACCUUUUUUAUUCUUAGCCAUUUGAAGAAUAUUUGCCUUGUUUUCCAUAUCUUCUCUCUGUCCUGGAUUAUCUCUUGCUGUACUUCCUCCUUGUGCCUCCUUUUCCGAUUAGGCCUUCUCUUUUUGACGUGGCGAGGCACACCGUUCCACCCUUCAUAUCUCCGCUCUCGUCCUCUCGCCCCCUCCAUCGAUUCCCAUGAAAUCACUGUGUAGCGCAUUCGCCUGCCCUGCCCUGCCCUGCCUCCUUUCCACAAGGCACUUAAACUCUUAAUACACUUUGUAAUACGUUUUCAUACAGGCCUGACAAAACAAACUGAACUUCAUCCACCUUUUUGGGAGGAAGUCCUGGUUUAGGCGAGCUGGGGCUUAUGUGCUCUGGAAGCUGCAGUAACGUUGAUGGCCAGCAGGUGGCGAUGACUUGCUUUCCCCCUCAGGUUUGGGCUCAGCCGAUGGUUGCACAGCGAGCCUUCUCGUGAAGCUUCAGACCUGUUGUGGGCUGCUCAAUCUGUCACUCAUCUACACACUUCCAGAUACUCAGGAUGGGUGAUGUGGCAGCUCUGUGCCACACUGUUAAAGCAGGUCAUACCCUGAGCUUGACAUUUGCAUGGGCGUCUUCUAUGAUUUCAGCCUUUGUUUUCUCUGCGUUUUCACCAUUUAGAGCACAGAAGAUAAGGUGGAAAGAAUGUAAAAGCUAGGUCACUGAAACGCUGGUUGCUUUCCAAAGAAGGUAGGAGAGUGUCUCGGGAUAGCGUUCUGUCUGAAGAGAAAGGCCUUUCUAGUACCUCAGUAACAGAUAUUGAAUGUAUGCUCAAAUCUUUCUCGCUUUGUACAGCUUUUUUAGAUCAUAGGUUCCUAUUUGUGAGGGGGUGUGAAUGAAGUCUGCAUGUAUGUGACCGUGUGCGACUGCUUAUCCAGUACAUCAGUUAAUUUGCAAAUGACAAAAUAAAGCUUUUUUUUUUUUUUUAAGCAUAGGAUGUCUAUUAUAUUGUUUCAUUAGGUGUAGUUUGAAUCUCAGGCUUUAGCUUUAGAAAGUUCUUGAUCUGUGAUUUUUGUAAUUUUCUGUAUAAAGGAGCACAGUUUCACGUCUUUGUCGACAUGUAUGUUAAUAAACUGAGAAGAGGGGUCCUAAACUAUUUGGAAAUGGCAGUAGUGUGAUUGGGGAUGUUUUUCUGCCUACAAACAGCUUGUUCUAGAUAGGUGAUGUUGUGGUAAGUGUCCCCACAUGGCCGUCGUCCUCAAUUGCCAAUCCUCAUGGAUUAAUGCAUGAUAAUGAGAUGGUCGUACCUAUCAGGCCCCUCCCCCUCGCUUCCCCAUUGGCCACGUUUUGAUGUUGAAUUUUGAUUGACGUGCAGCUUUUCAUAGAAUGAAGUGAUGCCCUUUCUCGUCAACACUUUAUAGCUGCUCUGUAAAAUUUCUCUGUACUACAAGGUUUUUGAAGUUUUCGAGUUUCUUCUAGCAUUACCGUGGUGUUUCUUUGCCGUCGGCAUCAUCUCUGAUAUGAGAUGUGUGCUAUGUGUUAACCAAGAAAUUAGACAUUUUGAUCUAGUUUGUGUCAUUCAGUGUUCAACAUGUUGUAUUGAAACAUUUCAAGACGAGUCUCGUUCGAUACUUUCACCCUCAGCAUCCAGGAAUCCCGUUUCUCGUCUGAAGGCCCCCGUCAUCAUGUGGUCCCCGCGCUGCCUUAAUGUUGUAGAUAGUGGUGGGCUUUUUCCUCUACAAAUCCCCGACCUCUCCUCUUCCCCCUGCAAACACACAUGCAAGAGAGAGGAAGCUGAUUUAUUUAGCCAUAUGUUGCUCUGUGUGCUUGGCGCAUAUUUCUAGAGAACACGAAUGGCUUUCACUUUGAGGUGUGAAAUGCUCGGGCACUAUGAAAGACCCUUUCAGGAGCCGCUGAUGUGGUGACAUCUAGUCCAUGAAGGGAGGUUGGAGAGGACAGAUAUGGACUUGGAGAAGUCAGUUUCUCUCUCAGGGUUCUAAUACACACAUAUCCUACAGCCGCCAGUUACACUCUUCCUCGAUCCGAACGAAGAUCUCCAGAGCUCUCUUACACAGUCCAUCUUUCAACAGUGAGUGUCUUUCUCAGUGAUACUUUUCCUCUCUAUCGCUCUUUUCUCCUUUUCUUUUUGCGUAUUUGUCGCACUGACACCUAACAACAGAAGAAUGAAUGUUUUAAUAGAACUGCGUGUAACGUUGAAGUUGGGAAAUGUAUUUUUACAACAUGUGAACUUUUUAUUCCUUUCUCUUACCUUCUUUUUGUUGUGAAUUGAUCCCCCCCUCCCCCCCAUCACCAGACUGCAAAAAAGUAAAAACAACACAAAAAAAAUCCUGUAACUAGGCUCUUAAGCUUUACUUUUGUUUUUGUUUACUUUUUUUAUUAGAAAACAAUCAUGUUUGUGAUGGUAACCUCUGAUGGUAAAUUCCACAAGGUAUUUUAAUAAAAUCCUAAAGAUUAAACCC
Messenger RNA from Rhinichthys klamathensis goyatoka, 5245 nucleotides. Its product is annotated as C-terminal binding protein 1. NCBI's taxonomy places the organism in Eukaryota, Metazoa, Chordata, Actinopteri, Cypriniformes, Leuciscidae. Gene Ontology annotation, molecular function: oxidoreductase activity, acting on the CH-OH group of donors, NAD or NADP as acceptor; transcription corepressor activity; NAD binding. The record is from RefSeq and is a predicted model, not a curated record. The coding region runs from base 312 to 1661 and encodes 449 amino acids. The transcript is spliced from 11 exons.